AUGUGCGUGCGCCCGCUGCGCACCGCGCGCACGGAGCGCGGCCGGCCGGCCAAAGCCGCCACGUCGCCCUGCGCGCUCCGCCCGCGCUCGAGCUCCAACGUGUCGACGGCCUCGAGCAGCUGGUCGGCCACGUCGGUCGCCGCGUCGGCGCCGCGCGACACCGUCUCGGGCCGCUGGCUCGACGACGCGGCCGCGCGCGUCUGCGGCAAGUGCGCGCGCGGCUUCUCGCUGGUCAACCGCCGCCACCACUGCCGCGUGUGCGGCGAGAUCUUUUGCCACGCGUGUUCGCGCACGCGGCUCGUGCUCGCGACCAGCGCCGACGAGAUCCCGCGCCGCCAGCGCGUGUGCGACGUGUGCGUCGGCCGCACGUCGAUGCGGCCCCCACGGUGCGAGUCGGACGACGCGGCGUUUGGGCCCGCGACGUGGCCAUCCGACGCGACGAGUGCGGACAGUGCGCUGCACAGUGCGCUGCAGUCGCAGCGGCGAGAGCCGCAGCUGCUUGGGACGGACGACACACUGCAGCGGGUCCGGACAGUGCCGACGACAGCGAGCAAGCGGACGUGCAGUACGAGCAGCAGCAGCAGUAGCAGUAGUUCGAGUGUCGCGGCGGGUGUGGCAUCGGCCGUGGCGUUUGGUGCCGCGCUGUGGUCGCUGAAGGACGUUGUGGCGUGGACGAACGUGGCGCUGUGGAUUCUGGUGGCUGCUGCGCUGAAGAACGUGCUGGACGUGGCGGUGCGGCUCCGUGGCGCGGCGCGGUUGGCCCGCAGCGCGGGAAUGAGUGGCGACGUGGACGAUGCCGAGCAGGUGUUUCGUGGCAUGGACGUGGACGCAGUGGACGCGCGCGGCGGUGGGGAGCCAAGUGACGAGCUCCUUGCGAGUGCGCGGCGCGCGCUGGAUACAGUCGUGGACUUGGCCACUAUCGACGUGACGCGCGACGCGGCGUGGACAGAAGAGAUCCCGACGGUCGACGAUGUAACGAUCUACUCGCGCGAUGGCAAACCGUCGCGCAUUUACAAGUGCGAGACGGAGCUCGCGCUCUCGCCGGACGAGCUGUUUGACGAGCUGUAUACGAACUUGGAGACGAGCAAUGUCUGGAAUGUGACGGCAGCCGAGAGCAACAUUGUGUGCCAACUGGACGAGACAACGGACCUCGUGCACUUGACGUCGGCGCCUGCGCUGGGCGGUAUGAUUACGAGUCGUGACUUUGUCAACACGCGCACGUGGCGGCGUCAAGAAGAUGGCGGCUAUGUGAUUGCCAAUAGCUAUGCUGGAAAGAACAUUUUGAAAUCGCAGAAGGGCAUUACGCGUGGCGAGAACGGACCGACGGGCUGGAUCAUUCUGCCGCACCCGACGUCUGCGUUUAAGAGCCGACUUAUUUGGAUCCUCAAUAUGGAUAUCAAGGGCUACUUUCCGUCCAGCGUCAUCCGCAAGGGCUCUAUUGGUGAGAUGUCUUGCUUUGUGCGCAAUUUGCGUCAGCAUAUCUUGCACAGAGCAGCUGCUACGGGCGAGCACGUUCGUGAACGUGUGUCGUCCACCGGGCAGUAA
Hyaloperonospora brassicae is the source of this 1545-nucleotide messenger RNA. Lineage: Eukaryota; Oomycota; Peronosporomycetes; Peronosporales; Peronosporaceae. The record is from the annotation of a GenBank genome assembly.